Messenger RNA from Microplitis mediator, 1878 nucleotides. It is a transcript of the gene Vps24, whose product is annotated as charged multivesicular body protein 3. NCBI's taxonomy places the organism in Eukaryota, Metazoa, Arthropoda, Insecta, Hymenoptera, Braconidae. The coding region runs from base 110 to 766 and encodes 218 amino acids. Gene Ontology annotation, cellular component: ESCRT III complex; multivesicular body. The transcript is spliced from 4 exons. Gene Ontology annotation, biological process: late endosome to vacuole transport; endosome transport via multivesicular body sorting pathway; protein transport. The record is from RefSeq and is a predicted model, not a curated record.
CGUUUUUAAAUUCUUAGAAAAGUUUAUUUUUAUAUUUUGACAUCUCUAGUAUUAUUUCACAAGUUAAUUAAAAAACAUAAAAAAAUACACACCUAUAAAUAAAAAUAAAAUGGGACUUUUUGGUAAAAGUCAUGAGAAGAAUCCCAAGGAGCAGGUACAAGAAUGGACUCAUAAAUUAAGAAAAGAGGGUUAUCAAUUAGAUCGACAGGUUAGAGCAAUUCAACGUGAGGAAGAUAAAGUUAAAAAAUCUCUGAAAGAGGCAGCCAAAAAAGGUGACAAGGACGUUUGUAAAAUACUAGCUAAAGAAAUAAUACGUGCGCGUAAAGCAUGUAAUAAAAUUUAUACGUCGAAAGCACAUUUAAACUCAGUGUCUCUGCAAAUGAAAAAUCAAUUGGCGACGAUAAGAGUCGCUGGGUCCUUGUCAAAGUCGACGGAAGUUAUGCAGGCGAUGCAGUCACUGAUCAAAGUGCCAGAAGUCGCAGCAACAAUGCGGGAAAUGUCGAAGGAAAUGAUGAAAGCGGGUAUUAUUGAAGAAAUGCUCGACGAAACGAUGGAUUCUAUUGAAGAUUCUGAGGAUAUGGAAGAUGAAGCUGAUGAAGAAGUAGACAAGAUCCUAUGGGAAUUAACUGCUGGACAAUUAGGCACUGCACCAGCAGUUGUUACUGAAACACCUGGUGCUUCAACAUCUAAACAGGAAGAAACAGUAGAAGUUGAUGAUACUGAGCUUGAAGAUAUGAAAAAUCGAUUACAAAGUUUACGAAGUUAAUUUAUGUUUAUAUUUAUUAUUUAAAUUUAAAAGAACCGUACAUAGAACACUAGCUUAUGCUUAACGCCUUACUCCUCACUAACUAGCUUAAUGCACCUGUUAAUAUUAACUUACCUCCUGUUAUUUAUUUUAAAUGACACUUUCAGUGAGUCAGUAUUCAAGCAUAGAAAAUAAAAUUAAUUAUUUUAUUAACUGAAUUGUAUAUUAUAUUUUUUCUUUAAUGAGAAGCUGGCUUCGUGUUCACAAUUUUUCGUACUUUAUAAAAAAAAAAAAUAAUAAUUAAUGUUAAUUGAAAUAUUUGAGCACCAAAAAAAAUUAGUGAAGAUGAAGAAAAAAUAAUGUUAUAUAUUUUGUAACAUUUUUUAUAAAUUAUCUUUUACUAUUUAAUAAGCAUUGUUUUUUUGUUUUAUUUAAUUAAGUAUGUAAAUAAAUACUUAUAAUUUAGGGGUAUGCUAAUAGUUCGAACUUAUUCGUAUCGAAUCGAACUAUUCGAUUUGAACUUCGAAUCGAACAAUUUAAAUUUUUCGAAUUAUUCGUAAGUUUUCGAAAUAUUCGUAAGUUUUUGAAUUAUUCGUAAACUUUUGAAUGAUAUUUAAGUUUUCGAAUAAUUACAAAAUUUACAAAUUCCAAAAUUAUCUUUGGAACGACUGAAAAUUGCAAUAGUUUUUAGAAUAAUUCAAAUUUCAGUCGGAGGUAAAUAGAGCUUAGACACAAAUCUAUUAAAUAAAAAUUGAAUACAGUAGGACCUCGUUAUAAAACUAUUAGUUUCUCUCUCAAACUAUCGCGAUACCUGGUUCAUAAAAAAGACAGAACGAUAGUCUUAUAACGAGGUCCGACUGUAUAUGAAAGCUUUCCAAAAUUUUCUCGUUUCGUAUCGAGCGAUUUGAAAAGUUACAAAUAAUUCAAAAAUUUUCAGAUGAUUCUAAAAUUGACGAAUAGUUUGAAAAGUUACGAGAAAGUUACGGAAAUUCUGAAUUAUUCGAAUCGAAUAGAUAUAUUCGAUUCAAACCCGAUUCGCAUACCCCUAUUUAUUGAUAAUAUGUUUGAUUGCUUUAUAAAAAGUUACGUCAAUUAUAAAUAAAGUUUAAAAUUUUUGAAAUGAGAUAAAUAAA